Vicia faba (fava bean) is the source of this 810-nucleotide messenger RNA. NCBI's taxonomy places the organism in Eukaryota, Viridiplantae, Streptophyta, Magnoliopsida, Fabales, Fabaceae. The record is from the annotation of a GenBank genome assembly.
AUGCCUCAGCUCCCAAAUUUUGAUUUGUCACCUCUACCAAAGUCUGAGUUUUCUAAGAUUCCUAAAUUACUUAAGUCAGAAAUUUCUAAAAUACCUGAAUUACCAAAGGCUGAGCUGCUUAAGGUUCCUGAAUUACCUAAGUUAAAAAUUUCUAAAAUACCUGAGUUAUCAAAGGCCGAGCUGCCUAAGGCUCCUGAAUUACCUAAGCUAGAAAUUCCUAAAGUACCCGAGUUACCAAAGCCCGAGCUGCUUAAAGUUUCUGAAUUACCUAAGUCAGAAAUUUCUAAAGUAUCUGAGUUAUCAAAGUCUGAGCUGUCUAAGGUUCCUGAAUUACCUAAGCCAGAGAUUCUGAAAAUUCUUGAAUUACCUAAGCUAAUAAUUCCUAAAAUGUCUGAAUUAUCAAAAUCCGAGUUGCCUAAAGUACCUGAACUAUCUAAGCAAGAAAUUCCUAAAUUACCUGAAAUUCCAAAAUCAGAGUUGCCUAAAGCACCUGAAUUGAAUGUUCCUAAACUGGCAAAAUCUGAACUACCUAAAAUUCUCAAACUACCAAAGCCCGAACUACCGAAGGUUGAUAUUCCAAAACUACCUGAACCUGAACUACCUAAGAUAUCUGAAUUGCCAAAGCCAAAACUACCUAAAUUUAGUGUACCUGAAUUGCCGAAAAUCGAGCUACCUAACGUUCCGGAAUUGCCUAAAAUUCCUGAAUUUCCUAAACCUGAACUACCCAAGGUCAAUAUCCCAGAACUAUCCAAACCUGAGCUACCUAAAUUCCCUGAAAUGCCUAAAGUUGUUCCAACCACUGCUCCAUAA